This is a messenger RNA of Cygnus olor (mute swan), 707 nucleotides long. RefSeq names its product RD3 like (gene RD3L). The record is from RefSeq and is a predicted model, not a curated record. Bases 62 to 658 code for a protein of 198 amino acids. Lineage: Eukaryota; Metazoa; Chordata; Aves; Anseriformes; Anatidae. The transcript is spliced from 2 exons.
ACUACCGGUCUGACAGAAAUAAGCAAAAUACAUUGUUUUAUUUUUUCCUCACAGCUUAAAAAUGCCACUUUUUGGCUGGAUGAAAUGGUCAAAGAACGAUUCCUACAAAUCCACAAGGUAUCCUGGAUCAGAACUAGUUACCAAAACCUUGCUGAGGGAACUGAAAUGGCACCUGAAAGAGCGUGAAAGAUUAGUGCAAGAGAUUGAAAAUGAACAGAAAGUCCAGAAACCUGGCACGGAUUACAACUGGCUGAAGAACUACCAGAAUCCUCAAGCAACAAUUCCAGCCACGGAGCAGCGGCAGCUGGAAGUCCUCUGUUCUCAAAUCCAGCCCUGCCAAACUGGAACCAUCCUCAGCAGAUUUCGUGAAGUUUUGGCAGAAAACGAUGUUUUACCUUGGGAAAUAGUCUACAUAUUCAAGCAAGUUUUACAAGAUUUCCUUACUACCAUUGAGAGAGAAAACCAACAAGAGCAACUGGCAGUUGUAUGGAAUACAAAUUGCUCUGAACAUUGCAGCCUGCGUGGAGACAGUUCUAACAAAUCAGACAAAGAUGAAAUCCCCACCGUUUCAAGUUAUGUCGACAAAAACACGCAAAGCAUGUUUCCCACUUUCUCUGAUAGAAUCUGGAACCUUCCAUACUACUACCCAUCAAGUUGAGUGGGUUUGUGUUUCUUUCAAAAAGCUAUGUAGUGUUUGUCUUCCUUUG